UAGUAGUUCACUGAAGCAAAAAGUUUAUGAAUUAAUCUCAUAACACGCAAUCAAGUUGCGGUAGUGGCACCUGCAGCGCUGACAUUAGACCAUUAGACAUAAUAAUUUAAAUUAUUCAAUGGCGUGCGGAUUAAUAUUAAUAUGUGGAUGCACACAAAUGAAACUGACAAUGAAAAUGAAUAUUUUGUUAUGCGGUCUGAUGUACAUGUAAAGUACGAAAUGGAUGAGAAAACAUCAGGGAAAGUGAUAUGGUACACGCCAGUUCCAGCUCAGGUCCUCGACGUGUCCAUGUGUCCAGUAUAGUAUGCAGAGGCUUCGGCUUCUUCAUGGAUAUAUAAUCGCGUAACUGAGCUAGGACGGACAUUCGUUUGCGAGCGUUACAGCCAAUCAUACGAGGCAUUAUGAAAUCAUCGAUGUAUAUUGUUUUGAUCAUUUUAUUCGAGUUUGCGAGGUCGGAAAAAAAUGAGGUUUAUCAGAACAAUCAAAUAUUACGGAGGGAAAGUGUUCUGAACGACAAAUAUCUUCUGAACGAAGCUAACGAUUUUAGUUCAAAUAAAGGCGGAGACAUUCGAGUCCAAGCCACCAUCAGUGUAUAUGAUAUGUUGCCAAAGCAAUCCUCAAGAAACGGAUGGACGCCGAUGGUUACAUCAAGAAAAGAUGAUUCAAUUGAAGACACGGAAUUAAUAGACAAUGCUGCCGAACAACAUGAAAAUAAUAACGAUAGCGUUCCGGAAAUACCUCCACCGCCGGAGCCCUAUAUGAUGGAAAUGUACCAAAAUGAACCACCGCAAAUGACCGCCAUCGAGAGUCGACUACACCGUCAAAUCGCGAAGAUGCAAACAAAGGUAAAACACCACCACCAUCAUCAUCACCACAAUCACAUCAAAACAGUUUACAAAAAAAUUCCAGUCGAAGUGCCGGUGGAAAAAAUUGUUGAGAAAAUAGUUGAACGAAAAGUGCCUUACCCCGUCAUCCGAAGAAUUCCAUACAAAGUUGAAGUCAAAACGCCACAACCUUAUCCCUGUCGCGUAGUUGAAAAAGAAUACGUUCAUGUGCCUAAGCCUUAUCCAGUAUACAAGCAUAUACCAGUUGAAGUGAAAGUGCCCGAGCCUUAUCCAGUCGAAAAAAGAGUUCCGUACCCGGUUGAAGUCAAAGUUCCUUAUCCGGUGGAGAAGAAAGUUCCAGUCGCCGUGCCUGUACCAUACAAAGUAGAAGUCGAAAAGAAAGUACCAGUGCCCAUUAAAAUAUAUGUGCCACAACCGUAUCCAGUAGAAAAAAAGGUGCCGGUUCCCGUUCAAAUUAAAGUUAAGGAACCAUAUCCUGUUAUUAAACAUGUACCCUACCCAGUGAAAAUACCUUUUGUGCGUCCACAAUAUGAAAAACCUAGAUAUUCACAAUUCAAUAACAUACCAUAUCCUGGACCUCCAUAUGAGAGAAGAAAUAAUUAUCCAAUUUAUUUUCAACAAUACCAAUCUUUACCAGUUAAUAGAGAAUCAGAAGGCAUAGCUCGUUGGCAGGAUAACAAUGAAAGUGACUUGCAAAGUGAUAACAAUGCUAAUCUGGAAGAAGCUUCAUCAACCGCAUAUGAAAUGAGAGCACCAAUUCCAAUUUCAUUCUUUAUACCACAUGAACCUCCAGUUUCACAACUGUAGAAGUAAAUGCUCAGUGUAUUGUAGGCUUAAUUAAAUUGUACAAAAUACUUCUAUUUAUUGACAUACUACACAUGCAGUGAUUGCGAGAAGCUUCAGGCUAUGAGAAAUUAUUUCUGAAGUCCACAAUUCAUAACAUGAAGUUAACUCAUGCAUGUAAACUUAUAUAUUUUAUUAGCAUAAUAGUUAUUGAUUGGAAUAUGUGUAAUACCAUU
Molecule: messenger RNA, 1864 nt
Organism: Ctenocephalides felis (cat flea)
Lineage: Eukaryota; Metazoa; Arthropoda; Insecta; Siphonaptera; Pulicidae
Product: BCL-6 corepressor-like protein 1
Source: RefSeq, a predicted model, not a curated record